AUGCCAACAAGUGUAGCAGGAUCUGUAAGAUCUAAGGCUUCAAGGGCCUCCCUAAGGAGCCGAGGCAGCAAGAAAUCCUACGUUGAUGAAUCUCUCUUUGGGUCUCAAAAACAAAGACCAGCAACAACGGCUGCUCCUGCAGGAGCAGCCUUUGUGUCUGCUGCCGAACUUCGAAGGAUUCGUGGCCAAGCUGAGAAAGGACUAAAGCCAGAUGCUGUAAUUAUUCCCAAGACAGAGCUUGAUAGAAUCCGUGGCUCAACUAAAAUUGUGACUAAUGAAGAGGCUAAAUUGACAAAGAAAGUUCUCGAUGAGCAAAAGGGUCAACAGAGAGCUGCCGCCAACGCCAGGAAGAAGAGAAUGCAAGUGUUAGACCAAGAGAGGGCUGCCAAGCUGCCUCCAACUGACUUCCAGCGAGAAGCCACUCAGAAGAAGCAAGGGCUUUUGAGCAAAGCUCAGAAUGCUCUUGAUGAGGAGAAGGAUGAUGUAAAGCACAUGAACCAGAUGUGCCUUUAUUCGAAAUGUGUCACUAUUCGGGAUAAACAACUUGAGGAACAGAAUCGUCUCGAAGCUGAGUAUCGUGACGAAGAGCGAAGACUUGACUUAAUGAUGGAGAUCGAGCGUCUCAAGAACCUCAAGCACCAAGAUGAGCUUGAACAGAAGCGUAAACAGGCUCUGAAGCAAGGCUCAGUUGUAAUCAUUGAUCAGAUCAAGGAGCGAGAACUCGAGCGUAUCCGCGAGCAGGAAAUGCGCGAGAAAGAGAAGCAGCUCAUCCUUGACCAGAUCGAGCAGCUCAAGGAAGAAGAGCGUAGAGAGCUAGAAGAGAAGCGUGAGACUGCUAAACGGAUGAUGCAUGAGGUCGAGGCCGCCAACCAAGAUGCCAUCACUACUAAAGAGAAGAAGAAGCUGGAGGAGAAAGAGCUUGAAGCUAAAAUCGUGGAAGAAGAGGAACAAGAGGCUGAAAAGAGAAGAAUCCAAGAAGAAAAAGAACGUGAAGUCCAAAGAUUAAGAGACCUCCAGGAGAAAGCUCAAGACCGACAAUCUGAGAUCGAUGCCCUUCGUGCCAAAAGAGCAUUUGAACAACAAGAACGUGCUGAGAGGGAGAAGGAACGUAAGGAAAAAGAGAAGCAGCUCAAAAUCCAGCGAGAGCUCGAGGAAGCCAGGCUCUCUCAGUUCACAGAGAAGGAAAGGAGGCUGGCUGAACAAGCCAAGCAAGAGAGAUCAGAAUAUUCUAGAAUUAUCUCGACACAGAAGGAAGAGGAAAUGAGAGAAGCCAUGAUCGAUGAAGAGAAAAGGAAAAUCCUUCGAGAACAUGCCAACAAGCUGAGAUCUCAGAUUACUCAGAAUGAAGAGGUCAAGAAGCAAGAAAGACUUGAUUAUCUCGAAGAAGGCAGGAAGGUCAGGCAGAGCCAGGCUGAAGAGAGAGCCAGACUCGAGAUGAUCAAGAAGAAGAAGCUUAAUGACCUCAAGAAUUUGGGGAUCUCAGAUAAGUAUACAUCAGAUUUGUCAAAGAAAAAGAUUCAGUAA
Molecule: messenger RNA, 1524 nt
Organism: Moneuplotes crassus
Lineage: Eukaryota; Ciliophora; Spirotrichea; Euplotida; Euplotidae
Source: the annotation of a GenBank genome assembly